GGUUCUAAGUAAAAAUGGACCCCCGCCACAGUGCCCAGGAUGUGAUCAGAUGUGACCUAUGUGAGACAGCUGUAGUACAGAUGUACUGUGAUUUCUGUCAUGUCAACCUUUGUAAACCCUGUAUUGGAGAACACAUUUCUGAUGAAUAUGACAAACAUAAAAUUGUCCCAUUCCAACAAAGAAAAUUAACCUUGAUCUAUCCAAAGUGUGCAACACAUCCAACCAAAACCUGUGAAUUACAAUGCAAGGAAUGUGAUAUUCCUGUUUGCUCUUCAUGUUUUACAUCAAAUCAGCAUCAAGGACACAGUUUUUCAGACCUUUCAGAAAUUUACAACUCAAAGAAAAAUGACAUUGCGAAAGAUACAGAGGAAUUACAAAACAUUAUCUGUCCAUCAUAUGAAGAAAUCACCAAAGACAUAGAAACACAGAUAACUAACCUGGAUGGAGAAUACGAAAAACUGACAACAGCAGUGACAGAACAUGGAGAACAAUGGCACAGAGAAAUUGAAAAUGUAAUCAAUGCCAUGAAAAAAGAAAUUGAUGAUUUUAAAGUAAAACACCUUGACAUUCUGAAGAAACAUGCAGAGGAAGUUAAACAAAUACAAUCCCUUAUUGAACAAACUCUGUCCAACCUGAAAGAAAUUGAAAAAUCAAAUGAAGUGUCCAUGAUCAUGGAAUACAGCUCAAGGAACAAAGAAUUCAGCAAACUCCCUCCCAAAGUUCAGGUAUCACUGCCCAUGUUUAGUCCAAAACCAGUAGAUAGAGAACAGAUUAACAAGUUGUUUGGAUCUUUUGCACCAUUAUCUACCACAACAGAAGAAAAUGGCUACAAAAUGAAGAAACCAGAGACAUCAACCAGAGAAUUUCUGGAAGAACCAAAACUUAUCACUUCUAUAAACACUGGGUAUGAAACACUCCGCAGUGUUACCUGUCUCAGUGAAGAAGAAAUCUGGACAAGUGAGUUCUGGGUCAGUGAUAUAAAAUGCUUCAACAUUAAAGGCUCACUUAUCAAGACAAUCAAAACAAGAUCAGGGGGAGUAUCAAAUGAUAUAGCAGUGACAAAGGAUGGAGAUCUGUUGUACUCUGACUGGAAAACAAAGACUGUGAAUAAAGUAAAGAAUGGACAGACGGAGGAGGUGAUCAGACUACAGGACUGGAGACCUACAAAACUCUGUGUGACCUCCUCUGGUGAUCUCGUGGUUGUUAUGUACAGUGAUGAUAAAACACAAUCCAAAGUUGUCCGUUACUCAGGCUCCACAGAGAAACAAACAAUCCAGUUUGAUGAUGAAGGUAAACCUCUGUAUUCAGGAAAUAGCUUCAUUAAGUACAUCAGUGAGAACAGAAACCUGGAUAUCUGUGUGGCUGACUUUAAAGCUCGUGCUGUAGUUGUGGUCAACCAGACUGGAAAACUCCGAUUUAGAUACACUGGUUAUCCUUCUACUACAAAGGAAAACUCUUUUAAACCCUUUGGCAUCACAACAGACAGUCAGAGUCAGAUUCUGACAGCAGACCGUGAUAACCACUGUAUCCACAUCCUAGACCAGGAUGGACAGUUCCUCCGUUAUAUAGAUAACUGUGAUCUGGAGGAUCCAUAUGGUUUAUGUGUGAACAAAAAUAAUUUGUUUGUUGCUGAGUGGGGAGGAAAGCUUAAGAAAAUUAAAUACCUUGUCGAAUAGAUAUAAUGUUUGUACAUAUGUUUGUGUAAUGUGUAGAUAGAAACUACAUUUUAACUCACCUGAGCUGUACAUUAUACUGAUGUACAUUUCUAUGUUUGAUGAAAAUGUUACCAUGUACAUUUAACUCUGUAUUACUGUCUUUCAAAUUAAUUAUACUCUUCCUUCAGAUUUUGGCCUGAUUUAUCGUUCAAGGUCCAUGACUUGUUACCCAUUUUCGAUUGAGUCUCUUUUGUAAAAAAAAAAAAAAAUGAAAUGUUUCAUUUUGUUUGGUAAAAUUAUAUGAAUUUGUUCAUAUUUCUAUUCUUUCAAGUGAAGUAGAAAACAUCAGUAUCAUGACAUAAUAUUCUCUGAGCAAUUUAUAAUUUCAAUGAAAUGUUGUUACAGGCUUAUAAAGGGACAGAACAAUGAGCUAAUGAUUUUAUUGUCUGAGAAUUAACUUCUAUUAGUUCAAAGUGA
Messenger RNA from Saccostrea echinata, 2132 nucleotides. RefSeq lists its product as uncharacterized. Bases 15 to 1676 code for a protein of 553 amino acids. Gene Ontology annotation, biological process: positive regulation of DNA-templated transcription. Lineage: Eukaryota; Metazoa; Mollusca; Bivalvia; Ostreida; Ostreidae. The record is from RefSeq and is a predicted model, not a curated record. The transcript has a single exon. Gene Ontology annotation, molecular function: zinc ion binding; ubiquitin-protein transferase activity; protein binding. Gene Ontology annotation, cellular component: nucleoplasm; chromatin.